AUGGUUCACAUCAAGACUGUGGUGAUAAGUGGUUUCAAGACCUUCAAAAAUAGAACUGUUGUCGAAAAUCUCUCUCCGCAUCAUAAUGUAAUUGUCGGGUCUAACGGUUCAGGGAAGUCCAACCUGUUUGCCGCUAUCAGAUUUGUUUUAAGCGAAGAGAAUACUAACUUAAAACGUGAAGAUAGAAAGGGCUUUAUCUAUCAAGGUGCAGGUCAGGUAAUGAGUGCAUUUGUAGAAAUAGUGUUUGAUGAUCCUGAAAACUUGAUGUUAGCGCCAUUAAAAAAUGACACUGGGGAGGUGAAGAUUAGGCGAACCGUGGGAUUGAAAAAGGACGAGUACAUGAUAAAUAAUAAGAAUUCAACUAGACAAGAUGUCAAGAGAAUACUGGAAAAUAUAGGAUUCUCCACCUCUAAUCCGUAUAAUAUUGUUCCUCAAGGACGAAUAAUUUCUUUAACGAAUGCGAAGGAUGUGGAACGUCUGCAUCUUCUUGAAGAUGUUGUUGGGGCAAAGUCCUUUGAAAACAAAUUGAAAGAUUCCAUGAAAAAAAUGGAUGCGGCUGAAAGAGAUAGAUUAAAAAUUUCUGCCGAAUUAGAUGAAUUAGAUAAACGUUUGGGCGAUUUAUCUGAGGAAAAGAAGGAACUCGAGAAAUAUAAUAAUCUUAACAGAGAUAGAAAGGUAUUACAGUUUUGCUUAUAUGACAGGGAGCUUAAUGAAGUGACAAGCCAGAUAGAAAAGCUUGAGGGAGACUACAAUGCAGUUUUAGAAAAUUCAUCUGAGUAUGUAAUGGAAUUAGAAAAGAGGGAGGCUUUAACGUCACAUCUUGAUAAAGAGAUUAUUGCUAUUGAAUCGGAGAUAAAGAUAAAAGAGUCCGUUGAUUUACCACAAAUAAAGGCAUCGAAGCUUGAAAAUGCAAAAGAAUUAGCAGAUUUAGACUCUCAGAUCAAAGAUAUAAAUAUACAACUGGAUGCCUCUGUUCACCAACUUGAAUCAAAUAAGGAAGAAAUUACUAUAGUAAAAGAUGAAAUAGAAGCAAAAAGGACUAUGAUAUCUGAACUAGAACCAAAACACGUCGAGUAUUCAGAGAAGUCAGAACUUUUAAAAUAUUCCAUUGCAAGAUUACGUGGAAGGCAAAUGGAAUUAUUAUCAAAAAAGGGUAAAUAUGAAGACUUUCAAACCGUUGAACAAAGAAAUAAUUGGAUCAAAGAACAAAUAAAUGAGUUAAACUUAUCAAUAACAAAGAUGAGAAAUGCUAAAAUACAGCUGGAAAAUCAAAGAAAAGAGUUAAUGAGAGAGCUGGAAGAACUUAAAGUAGAGAUCGAUGAACUUACUGACUCAGUUAACGGUAUGGGAACAAUUUCACAUAUGGAUGACUUAGAAAACAAAGUUACAACAUCAAGAAAGGAAUAUUUAGUAAAAAUAGAUCAAAGAAAACAGCUCUGGAGACAAGAACAAAAACUCCAGAGCAUACUUGCGUCUUUGGAUAACGAUGUCAAAAGAUUUGAAUCUAAUGUCAACGAAACAAUCGACCGUUCUUUAGCUGUCGGUCUAAAGAACGUAAAUGAAAUUGUAACUAAAUUAAGUCUGCAAGAUAAAGUGUUUGGUCCUUUAGGUGAGUUAAUAAAAGUCAGUGACAAGUACAAAAUCUGCGCAGAAGUCGUUGGAGGAAACUCGCUUUUUAAUGUUAUCGUCGAUAAUGAAGAUACUGCAAGCGUGCUAAUAAACCAAUUGUAUUCCAUGAAAGGAGGCAGAGUUACAUUUGUUCCACUCAAUAAGAUAGUAUUCGAUAACAACAUAACAUACCCCAGCAAUUCUGAACAAAAUCAUUGUACUCCAUUAAUAAAGAAGAUAAAGUUUGAUAUCAAGUUUGAAAAUGUUGUUAAACAAGUGUUUGGACGUACCAUUGUCGUAAAAUCAUUAACAGAGGCUGCAAUAUUAGCCAAAGAAUCAAAACUUAAUGCCAUAACUUUGGAAGGUGACCGCGCUGAUAGCAGAGGUGUUUUAUCUGGUGGCUAUUUGGAUCAACAUAAGAAUAAUAGACUAAGCUCUUUAAAAGACUUCAAACGAUCUAAAAAGGAUUAUUCUAAAACACAGGGAGAGCUGCAGGAAGUCAAGAAAGCAUUGCAGCAAGUAGAACAACAAAUUGAUGAAUUAAACAAUACAGUCAAAGAAGCUGUCUCAAACCGGGAUGCAUUGCAAUCUGGUAUUGAGAAGAGUAGGAGCGAACUUAAUGGUAGAAUAUCUAAGAAAAUCUCUUUAGAAGACACUAUCUCUACGAUCAAUCAAAAAAUUAGUAAGCUUGAUUUGGAAUUGCAACAAUCAGAGAAUAAAGUAGAAGCUUUGAACCUAGAUUUAGGAAAGCCUUUUGUAAAUGAGCUUGACAACAAGGAAAAAUUAGAACUGGAACAAAUAUCCACUUCCGUUCAAGAGAAGGAAGAUGACUUGAAUACAUGCGCAUCAUCUUUGAGCGAACUUUCUGCUAAACUGGAUGAGUUCAACGCUGAACUUAACUCUAAGUUGAUUCCCAAACUUCAUGAGCUUGAGAGAAAACCUCUUACUUCUACCGAGUCACAUAUAAGCCAGAUGUCAAAUCAGAAAGAGCUUCUUGAAAUGGAUAGAAAAAGUGUCAUUGAAACAAAAGCACGUAUCGACAAUGAACUUUCUACAUUGGUUAGCGACAUCGCUACACUGAAGGAGAAAAAAGCUUCUCUUCAAAGAGAUUUAGAGAAAGCAAACUCUCACCAGCGUUCAUUGAUUAAAAGGAUAACUAGUUACCAGAAAAAUGCUGAAAAAGUGCUAAUUAAGAAGUCUAGCUUAAAUUCUAGAAAAGAUGAAUUACAGCAUUUGAUAAGGGAAGUGGGAAUUUUGGCUGAAGAAUCCUUGAAAAGUUAUAAGUCCCUUGCAAGUGAUGAUAUAUUGAAAAAACUAAAUGUUAUUACGAAAUCUUUAUCCCAAAUGACCAAUGUUAACAAGAGGGCAUCUGAGAAUUAUUCAAGAUUCGAAGAAAAGAGAAAGGAGUUGAAUUCAAGAGCAGAUGAAUUAGAGGAAUCGAAAAAGUCGAUUGAAACAUUAAUAGAACAGCUAAAAGAGCAAAAGCUUACAGCUAUUGAAAAAACAUUUAUGAAAGUUUCUGAAAAUUUCAGUGAAGUAUUUGAAAACCUUGUACCACGAGGUGUGGGCAAACUAAUUAUCAACCGUUGCGAUGACAUUGCCACUCCGGAGACAACUACAAGAAAGAGAAAAAGAGAUAUCAGACAAGUAUCUUCACUUUCAGAAAUAAAAGAUGAUAACAAGUACACAGGCGUGUCCAUCCAGGUCUCAUUCAACUCUAAAAAGGAUGAACAACUCCGGGUAGAACAAUUGUCUGGUGGGCAAAAGACCGUGUGCGCAAUUGCUCUAAUUUUAGCUAUUCAGAUGGUUGACCCAGCCCCAUUUUACUUGUUCGAUGAAGUUGAUGCUGCCUUAGACAAGCAAUAUCGUAUUGCUGUCGCUCGCACCAUUAAGAGACUCUCAGAUAAAGCUCAGUUCAUAUGUACAACAUUCCGAACCGAUAUGAUAAAUGUAGCAGAUACAUUCUUUAGGGUGAAAUUUGAAAAUAAAGUAUCUACCGUUUCUGAGGUGUCAAGAAGUGAUGCAGUUAACUUCAUUAGGGGAAGUAACAGAAAAGAAGCGGAUUAG
This is a messenger RNA of Kluyveromyces marxianus DMKU3-1042, 3675 nucleotides long. RefSeq names its product cohesin subunit SMC3 (gene SMC3). The record is from RefSeq and is a predicted model, not a curated record. Bases 1 to 3675 code for a protein of 1224 amino acids. Gene Ontology annotation, molecular function: ATP binding; double-stranded DNA binding; cohesin loader activity. Gene Ontology annotation, cellular component: chromosome. Gene Ontology annotation, biological process: mitotic sister chromatid cohesion. The transcript has a single exon. Lineage: Eukaryota; Fungi; Ascomycota; Saccharomycetes; Saccharomycetales; Saccharomycetaceae.